AUGGGGGAGCUUAAAAACUUCUUAGGACUAGAACAUGAUCAUACAAAGGAAGGGUUGUUCCUCUGCCAACAAAAGUAUACAAGAGAUAUACUUCAAAAGUGUGGCAUGUUGGAGUGUAAGCUAGUAUCAACACCAAUAGAGGCAAAUGCCAAGAUAUAUGCUCAUGAAGGAAAAAAGUUGGACGAUGGAACGAUGUAUCGAAAACUAGUAGGUAGUCUUAUCUACCUAACUUUAUCUCGACCUGACAUUGCUUAUGCAGUUGGAGUUAUGAGUCGACACAUGCAAUUUCUGAAGAAAACUCAUUUGGAUGCUGCCCGACGGAUCUUGAGAUAUGUCAAAGGAGACCAUGAUACCCAAAGAUCAAUAAAUGUGUAUGUGUUCAAGCUCGGGUUGGAACAAUUUCGUGGUGUAGUAAAAGACAACCAACAGUAUCAUUGUCAACAACGGAAGAGGAUAAAAGCAGCGGCCGUAACAACUCAAGAAAGUAGAUGGUUGGUACUCCUAAUGGAGGACAUACAUCAAAAAGUUGACUGUGCGGUACCACUUCACUGCGACAAUCAAUCUGCAAUUCGGCUGGUAGAAAAUCUAGUAUUUCAUGCUAGAACAAAGUAUGUGGAAGUGAAUUAUCACUUUAUCAGAGAGAAUGUCUUGAAGGAAGAAAUUGAGAUGCGACAGAUCAAGACCGAUGACCAAAUAGCAGACUUGUUCACCAAAGGGCUGAGUACUGGAAAAUAUGUGAAAGUUUUCUCUGUCAGCUUAACAUGGUACGGAGAAUCGAGAUACCUUAAAGGUACUAAGAGCCUCGGAAUCUGGUACCCAGCAAAUGAGAGCUUCUUACUUCAAGAAUAUUCAGAUUCAAACUAUGGUGGUCUACAACUUGACAGGAAAACUACAUUAGGAGGUUGUCAAUUUUUAGAUGGUCGAUUGGUUAGUUGGUCAUCCAAGAAACAUAACUGUAUUGCACUCUCUACAACUGAAGCUGAAUACAUUGUUGCUAUCAGCUAUACCUCUCAAGUUCUAUGGAUGAAGUCUCAACUUCUGGAUUAUGGUUACCGCUUUCAAUGA
Messenger RNA from Lactuca sativa (garden lettuce), 1065 nucleotides. The record is from RefSeq and is a predicted model, not a curated record. Lineage: Eukaryota; Viridiplantae; Streptophyta; Magnoliopsida; Asterales; Asteraceae.